AUGCAAAGAAGAGGGAACACAAUGCCAACCUUUGAUCAAUUGCGAUCGGCUGAGGAUUAUUUUCCUUUAUUUCUUGAACAAACUCUUCAAAUUUAUGCAUUACGUAUGAAAGAAAAUGAAGAUCAAGUUGAUACUGUUGCUGAUCGUUUAUCCGAUCGUGAAGUUCUUGUUGAUUCAGUUCAUAUAUUUCAAAAUUGUAAUAUAGCAUUACUUGGUGGUAACAAUGAUGAAUGUAUCGCUGUAUCACAUAUAUAUCCGUAUGGACCAGGUACGUUCAAACGGAAAGUUUUAUUUUUGAUUUAUUAA
Rotaria socialis is the source of this 306-nucleotide messenger RNA. The record is from the annotation of a GenBank genome assembly. NCBI's taxonomy places the organism in Eukaryota, Metazoa, Rotifera, Eurotatoria, Philodinida, Philodinidae.